AUGCAUUUCCUUUAUCCACUUCUGCUAUGCACUUUAGUGUCUAGAGGAACAGCGCAGGUUUAUAUCGACUCGAGAACCGCGACUUCAAACACGGACUCCCUUCUUGAGGCCAAUUUGGAGGAGACCAUAAUACUCUAUGAAUAUAGGAACACUCCACUGAGUGCGAACUUCACCAUCCUUGACGACUUUAACCACGAGUCACUAGCUAUCGGCACCGGCUCGGCUGGAGAAAUUGUUGAGGUCAAACCCAACAGUGGUCAACAAUGGCAAUUCCAGCAACUUGAAGACUACACGCAUGUUGUACGCGUCAGAGACAGCAACAAAUCUAUACAUUUUCCAACGUUGAAGGACGGCGCUGUCGCCACAGUUAGCAAUGAGACUGCAACAUUAUUCGAAGCCGUGAUAGGGCCUAACGUUAUCUACAACCUCAAUGCAACGGAUGCCAACCCUAAUGAUGGGCCAUUGUUUUGGACGAUUGAACCUCUCAGCGCAACGGACCAACGCCCUGUUCUGAAGCUACGUAAACCAGCACUUGGGAGAGCCCGGCAGGAUUUCGUCAUGAAGAAGGUCCCGAAACAAAGCGAUUAG
This is a messenger RNA of Nannizzia gypsea CBS 118893, 588 nucleotides long. RefSeq lists its product as hypothetical. The record is from RefSeq and is a predicted model, not a curated record. The transcript has a single exon. NCBI's taxonomy places the organism in Eukaryota, Fungi, Ascomycota, Eurotiomycetes, Onygenales, Arthrodermataceae. The coding region runs from base 1 to 588 and encodes 195 amino acids.